GCAGGCGCGCUGCAGGAAGUUGAAGCGCGGGCUACGUCACUGGCAAUUCCAGAGAGGGGCGGAGCUUCCGUUUCCAGUCAAAAGCUCCUUUUCACAACAACUUGAAGUGCUUUAAAGUCGGUUUUGCGCCGAGGAGUCUCAUUAUGAGACCUUUAAAGGCUUGUUUUCAUUGUAAUGGCCGUUUCCAGGACGAAGUGUCUUUUCCCCAUCUUACUGACACUCCUAUUAAAGUGCGCUGCUGCAGCCGUUAUCCCUGUCGCUCCUUCUGUUCCUGAGUGCUACAGACCCUGUAACAAGGGAAUCUGCUCAUAUAUAAAGUGCAUUUGGAAUCCUCCGGGAGAGCGUGCGGGUCCCUCUCCCUACCGCCUGCGCUGGGAACCAGAAAACAGCGAGGAUGGAGGCAUAACUGGUGGAAGCAGUUCAGAGGGGAUUAUUAACCGUGACCAGUUUACCAGGGCUAGCAAACUCCGGGUUUGGGUGGAGGUUAUAAACAGUUCUGUCCGAUCUGAGGAGGCCGUUUACCAUGUGGAGCAUAUCCGCAAACUACCUCCACCUAUGAUCACAAAUUUUAGUCAGGAACCAUUAGAGAUCAAUUGGAUAGUGGAUCACCUGGAGGAUCAGAAUCCUGAGCACUGUGAUGUGAGAUAUCGAACAGAGGGAGAGAAAGGCUGGCCCGUCUCUCUGUACGAGAACCAAACAGCGGAUUCCAGAUAUGCAGUGAUAGAUCCCCAGCUCUUCACGGUCUACCAAUUUCAAGUUCGAUGCAUGUGCAGCCAGUGCCUGAUGAGUGACUGGAGUAAAAUCUAUAAUGUAACAAGUCUAGAAUCAACCCCAAUAGGAGAGGUGGACAUGUGGAGGGACUGUGUCAAAUCCCACGCAAGCACUGAAUGUUUUCUGACUUGGAAGAAUCUUUCUAAUUCUCAGGCACGAGGUUUCGUUUUAGGAUACGUUGUCACACGCGUGUACGCCGAUGGCACCAAAAAGCAGAUAAAUGUGUCCACAGAGGCAUCCAACCCCCUCUGGGCGCACGAUGGGAGGAUAUGGCGCCUCACGUCUUCUCUGAAAGACGUGGUGUCGGUCAGCAUAUCGGCCUACAAUGCUCUCGGAGCCACAAAUCCUUCUCUUCUGGUCCUGCCAGCGCCGGGUGUGAAAGAAAACCCUCAAAAGAUACAAGUUGAGGUGACGCAGGAGAACCUCACAGUGUCGUGGGAUCCGUCCUCUCACUUCUCCAAAGAUUUGAUGCAAUAUGUGGUUGAGUACAGAGUGUGUCCGCCCGGCCGUGGGUUUGAUUGGAUAAAAGUGGAUAAAAGCCUGAAUUCAGCUGUUUUCAAAGGUGAAUUUAAAAAAUACACAGCCUACCAUGUGUCUUUGUUCACUGUGAGAAACGACAAAGUUCUUCUACUGUCAACUGCCAUUGGAUAUUCUGUUCAUGGAGCUCCUUCCAAAGUACCGUCAUUUAAAGUCUCUUCUAUCGCCGGCACUGAAGCGACUCUGUUUUGGGAGCCUGUUCCUUGCUCCCAGCAGAAUGGCGUGAUCUUGUACUACCAAAUAAAAACGGACACACAAAAAGUUUACAAUGUGAGUGUGACCCCAGACCACGGAAACAAGACUUUCACGCUGUUGGAUCUUAAUCCGGAUCAGGAGUACACGGUGUGGAUAGCAGCUGUGAAUGCCGCUGGCCUCGGUGAAAGUGUCACCACAAGAUUCAAGACAAAAAACAGUGACAUCUCUGCAUUUUGGGCACUCAUUGGUGUUGGUACUGUUGUGUUCCUGGUGCUCACUUGUGUUACUUUAUUCUGCUGCUUUAAAAGGAACACGGUGUGCCCAUUCUUGCCUCGUUGUCUGUUUGAGAAGGAGCCGGAUCCGAGCAACAGUAAAAUCUUCAAACAGAUCCAGAUGAAUGAACCCCUUGCUUGGAUUUGCAAAACCAUAUAUGACCCCAAUCCAAAAAUUUCCAAUUUGGAAAUAGUGGAAAAGUAUUCAGAGGCUUUGGACCGUGAUGGAUUAACCAGACCAAUGGUGGAAAACAAGAGUUCUCAGUUGGACUUGAAUCAGAGCGAUGAUGUCACUCCGGAGGUCGAUAGAGCUCGAGAGGCGUACAGUAAAAUGGUCGACUCAGAUGAAGACAAUGGGGACUCCUCCAGCUCAUAUGAAGAGGAAAAAUUCUCAUCAGGUUACGAAACGCACUUCAUGCCCACCGCCAGCGAAGUCCUCGAAAUUGAAGAUUGUAUACAUGAAACAAUGUGAAAGUUGAUUUCAGCCACCAUUUCAAUAGUUUUAGAGAAUUGUUUGGAAAACAGUUCCUACAGACUGACUUUGUUCAUUUGAAAGAUCAAUAAGCUAACUGUUAAAUCCUCUGCAGUGUCAUCCUGGUGAUGGUUCAGUUCUAAACCAAAAAUGCAUCUAUAAAUAACACGUGUUCUAUACUAAAUCAAUCUCCCUAAUAGUGUGUAAAUCAAUCUUUUCGGCCAAAACAUGGACUCUGUCAGAUCUCUAUGUUGUUGUGUCUGUCACAUAAACGUUAGUAGAGUUACCUUUGUGGAUUAGAACCGGUUAUCUAUCGUUCCACACAGAUGGUAUCUGGGGAGUUUUUAGAGAAACUACGGUAAAUACGUUUAAAUUGUUUAAGUCAGCCCCGACUGACCUGUAGAGGCACAGAACCAGAUUCUCCUCAUCAAGCAGCAUCUCUGCUUAAAUAGCCCCUCCCUUUUAGUUGACUCUUUGUAUUUCUCCAAGUAUUUUUCAAGUUUUGUACUAUUUUAAUGUUUUUUUAAUUGAAUUUUUGUUUUUGAAUUGUGAAACAGUUUGUGAUUCUGCUGACUGUGCAAAAUGAAUAAAGUUUAUGUACUUUUCCAUAAA
Molecule: messenger RNA, 2859 nt
Organism: Oryzias melastigma (Indian medaka)
Lineage: Eukaryota; Metazoa; Chordata; Actinopteri; Beloniformes; Adrianichthyidae
Gene: il12rb2l
Product: interleukin 12 receptor, beta 2a, like
Exons: 14
Coding region: 175-2247 (690 amino acids)
Biological process (GO): cytokine-mediated signaling pathway
Cellular component (GO): external side of plasma membrane; signaling receptor complex
Molecular function (GO): cytokine receptor activity; cytokine binding
Source: RefSeq, a predicted model, not a curated record